AUGAUGCAGCUGCCGCAGCAUCACAAGCCCUCCGCCCACUCCUGCUGCUCGUCGUGGAUCCGGAGGUCCCCGCCGCCGUCGCCGCCGCACAAGAAGCCGGGCGGCGGCGGGAGGAGCCGGUACGCCUGCCGCCUCGUGCCCCUGCUCGUGCUCACCGUGUACAGCGUCGUCACCGUGCUUCGCAUCCCCAGCUCCUCCCUCGUCGUCUCCCCCGCCGAUUCAGAGCGCGUGGAAAGGAGGGAGGACUUGGAGGCGCUCAAGACCCACCUGCCGUCGAACCAGAACAGCCUCGAGGCCCGCGAGGAGACGCGGUCGGUCGCCUCCCUCCCCUGCUCCGCCUUCAUCAGCGGUGAGGCGGGUCAUGGCGAGGGAGAGGGCGUCCUGUGCUGCGACCGGAGCCACUACCGCAGCGACGUGUGCUACCUCCGCGGCGACGUGCGCACGGACCCGUCCACCUCGUCGGUGCUCCUGUACAACGCGCCCCUCAGGAGCGCCGCCGAGAAGGUGCGGCCGUACACGCGCAAGUUCGAGGACAGCAUCAUGAGCACCAUCGACGAGGUGACCAUCCAGCCCGUCCCUGGCGCCUACAACGCGAGCGCCAGCGCGAGCGACGGCGGCACCCUGCGUCGCCGGUGCGACGUCCGCCACCCGCGCGGCGUCCCAGCGGUGGUGUUCUCGACGGGCGGGUACACGGGCAACGUGUACCACGAGUUCAGCGACGGGCUGAUCCCGCUGUUCGUCACGGCGCAGCGGUUCGCCGGCGAGGUGGUGUUCGUGGUGCUCGAGUACCACUACUGGUGGCUGGGCCGCUACGGCGCCGUCCUGCAGCAACUCACCAACUACAAGGUGGUGGACUUCCGCUACGACCGCCGCGUCCACUGCUUCGACGAGAUGAUCGUCGGCCUCCGCAUCCACGGCGAGCUCGUCGUGGACCCCAAGCUCAUGCCCAACGGCAAGAGCAUCAAGGAUUUCCAGGCGCUGCUCCACCAGGGCUACAGCCGGACGACGUCGUCGGCGUCGCCGCCCGUGCCUCUUCCUCUGGCGCCGCCAUCCCGGCCGUGCCCGCGCCCGGCCAAGCCGAAGCUGCUCAUCUUCAUCCGCAAGCAGAACCGGGUGCUGCUCAACCUCCCGCACGUGGUGACGGCGUGCCGCCGGGCCGGGUUCGCGCCGCACGUGAUGAACCUGCGGCGGCAGACCCCGUUCCCCGUCAUCCACGCCGCGCUGGCGUCGGCGGACGCCAUGGUGGCCGUGCAUGGGGCCGCCGUGACCCACUUCCUCUUCAUGCGCCCCGGGUCAGUGCUCCUCCAGAUCGUGCCCGUGGGCCUCGACUGGGCGGCCGACGCCUUCUACGGCAAGCCCGCGCUGCAGCUCGGCCUCGAGUACCUCGAGUACAAGGUGGCGCCCGAGGAGAGCUCGCUGGCCGCCGAGUACGGGCUCAACAGCACCGUGGUGCGGACGCCCUGGGUUAUCAGCAGCCGCGGCUGGUGGGAGAUGAAGAAGGUGUACAUGGACCGCCAGAACGUCACCGUUAACAUCAAGCGCUUCGGCGAGCUACUCAAGGCGGCGCGGACUCACCUCAAGAACACCACGGUGUGCGCCAAGGGCACCGGCGCUGCCACGGCGGCACUAAGGUAG
Miscanthus lutarioriparius is the source of this 1635-nucleotide messenger RNA. The record is from the annotation of a GenBank genome assembly. NCBI's taxonomy places the organism in Eukaryota, Viridiplantae, Streptophyta, Magnoliopsida, Poales, Poaceae.